GCUGCCCUCUUUGCCUGGAGGCUGAGCUGCCCGGGCGAACCGGAUAGGUCCUGCAGCGGCUCGCUCAGGCCGUGCGUCGUCGCCGCAGCCACCGGGAGAGGGGAAGCGACUCCCGCGGGCGUCCUUGGCAGAUCAGGGAGAAGGGAAGGGAGACACCGGCGUCUGCCGUCUCUAAUUUCUCUCGGUCCUUGUCAGUUGAUUCCUAGCCAGAAAUGCAUGGUCAUGGAGGCUAUGACUCUGAUUUUAGUGAUGACGAACACUGUGGCGAAUCUAACAAAAGGAAAAAAAGGACAGUUGAAGAUGAUUUACUGCUCAAAAAGCCAUUUCAGAAAGAAAAGCAUGGAAAAGUGGCCCAUAAACAAGUUGCCGCAGAAUUGCUCGAUAGGGAAGAAGCAAGAAAUAGAAGGUUUCAUCUCAUAGCUAUGGAUGCUUAUCAAAGGCAUACAAAGUUUGUAAAUGACUAUAUUUUAUACUAUGGUGGCAAAAAAGAAGACUUCAGGCGAUCAAGGGAAAAUGACAAGACAGACAUGGAUGUUAUACGAGAAAAUCAUAGGUUCCUAUGGAAUGAGGAGGAUGAAAUGGACAUGAAUUGGGAGAAGAAACUUGCAAAGAAAUACUAUGAUAAAUUAUUCAAGGAAUACUGCAUAGCAGAUCUCAGUAGAUACAAAGAAAAUAAGUUUGGAUUUAGGUGGCGAGUAGAAAAAGAAGUAAUUUCAGGAAAAGGCCAGUUUUUCUGUGGAAAUAAAUGUUGUGAUGAAAAAGAAGAUUUGAAGAGUUGGGAAGUUAAUUUUGGUUACGUUGAGCAUGGUGAAAAGAGAAAUGCACUUGUUAAAUUAAGAUUAUGCCAAGAAUGUUCCUUUAAAUUAAAUUUUCAUUACAGGAGGAAAGAAGUCAAGUCAAAAAAAAGAAAGGACAAAACCAAAAAAGAUCGUGAAGAGUCAUCACAUAAAAAAUCCAGAUUAUCUUCUGUAGAAGAGACUUCUCAGAAAAAAGAAAAAGGGCAUUCAUCCUCAAAGGAAUCAGAAAAUUCUGUGAACAGAAACUCUGAUGAAGAUGAAGGUACUUCAGAAUCUGAACUUUGGAAGGGUCCCGUACCAGAGACAGAUGAAAAAUCACAAGAAGAAGAAUUUGAUGACUAUUUUCAAGAUUUAUUUCUGUGAGAUGCAAGAAAGAAGCCCACGUUCCUUAAUAUGAAAGUGCAUUUUGAAACUCUUCACAACAAUGUCAUCUACAAGUUGCAGCUUGAGUGGUUUAUCUUUGGAAAUAAAAAUCCAACUACUGUCAGGAUGUCAGCUA
This is a messenger RNA of Hyaena hyaena (striped hyena), 1296 nucleotides long. RefSeq names its product protein FRA10AC1. The record is from RefSeq and is a predicted model, not a curated record. Gene Ontology annotation, biological process: dephosphorylation. Bases 213 to 1160 code for a protein of 315 amino acids. Gene Ontology annotation, molecular function: phosphatase activity. NCBI's taxonomy places the organism in Eukaryota, Metazoa, Chordata, Mammalia, Carnivora, Hyaenidae. The transcript has 15 exons.